GCUAAUUUAGCUGCAGUGCUAACAGUCUGAGCGCAUAGAGGUGUGUCCCAUUCCGCAGCGGGCAAUUUCGUUACACAUCAUGGAAUUUGACUCGUCCAGCUUGUCGUUGGAUUGCUUGAUUCACAUUUUCUCAUUUCUCCACGAAGACGAGUUAACACGAGCUUCCGGGGUCUGUAAGGUGUGGCACGAAGCUGCCGAAACUCCUUGGUUAUGGAGACAGCUGUGUCUGCAGCGCUGGCCGUUCUGCAAUGUGGCGAGAGCGGCGUCCGGAGGGGAAAAGCGGGCCUGGAAGAGCUAUUACCUGCAGCGCUCGCACUUAGAGAACAAGAUGGAGACCGGCCGCUCCUGCGCAGACUACACCUGUAAAAGCCUGAGAGGACAUACAGGCCGUAUAGUUGGCUUUGGGUACCUGCUGGGGAGCAGCGUGUGCUCUGAGGAGUGGAACUCCACGCCUGUGGUCUGCAGCGCCUCCACAGACGGCACGGUCCGGGCGUGGGACGUGCAGCAGGGUGCCCAGCUGUGGGCCUCGCCGGCUCAGAGCGCCCUGUACGAUAUCGCUGUGGAUCAGGAGAAGCGGCUCGUGUUCACCUCGGACACCGCGGGGCUGGUGAAGGCCUGGGAGGGGCUCUCUGGGCGGGAGGUGGCCUCCUUCCCCACCUCCUCCUCCGGCUGCAGGCUGCUCCCCUGCGGCCCCCAGGACCAGCCCCUCCUGGCGGUUGGAACCAAUGGGGGUUCCCUGUACACUCUGUCAAGCCCCUGCCUCACACAGCUCUCGUGUAAGGUGGUGUGUGAUACCUUCAGGAUCAACCUGCUCCUCUCAUCUCCUGACAGAAAGUGGCUUUUUGCAGGAACAAAGGAGAACGCUGAUUUCAGUCCGCAGGUGUUCUCCAGUGAGAGUCUGAGCGGUGCCUCUGAGGCCGACCCUCCUCUGUGCCGGUCGGUGCCAGUCCUGGGGUGUGUUGCGGCUGCCUUCCUGCCUUCAGAACCUGCCAGGGUGGUUCUGAUCCACAGCAGUGAGGACAUCCACAAGAAGGCUGUCUCUGUCUUCAGCAUCCACAUGAAAAAAUCCAAAUAUAAGGAGGAAAUUUUAGUGGAGCAGGUGGAGACGUUCCAGCUGGACGCUGGGGGACGCGACUCUGACGUCCUGCUUCACACCAGAGGGAGUGACACUCUUGUCAUCGCCCAGGCCAACACCCUGAGGGUGUACACACUGAAAGGCGCGGUUCUCGCAAGCUUCGAGGACCACACGGAACCCAUCGUUGCGGUCUGUGUGGACAGCUUUCGCGUGGUCACUGCGUCCCGUGACCUCUCUCUCAGAGUGCUAACCUGGAAGAAGGACAGAGACUCCGUCCUGAGUCUGCAGAGCCGCUACCACCUGCUGGGAGGGUCGCACACAAUGUCCAGGGGGUUCACAGGCGUGGCCUGUGACUACGUGAGCAUCGUGGCCUCGGUGGAGGCGAUCAACGGGAAGGACUCCCUGAAGGCAUACUCCUUCAGCUGCUGAGAGCCCUGCUGCAACCUCGGCCAACGGGAGACGCUCGCGAUGAACUGACAGGCUCCGGAAGAGCCAGCCUUACAAGAGGAUACCUAAUGCACUUACUACAUUAUUCACUUAGCAGAAAUCCUUAUCCAGGUGCUUACGUUUUUACCUGUUAGCCAUUUAUGUGCCUGGAUAUUUACGGAAGCAGUUCGGUUCCUCACCUGGGAAUUGAACCAACAACCUUUGGGCUUCAGGCUUCUACACGUUAUUACUACGCCACACUGCUGCCUGUGUCUUUCACACUGAGUAAUGGAAAACAGAGUUUGAGAAUGGCUGAAUGCUCAUGCAGAAGGUUAGAGAGCCAGCCAGGGAAAGUACUGCAUUCCUGUGGAGAAAAGUCAAUGUUUACAUACAUAAUAAUAAAAUAAUAUGCAAGUAAGAUUAGACAUAAUGCUUUAAAAGAAAUAUUCCAAUAAUUGUAGUGCAAUAAUAAUGAUUUGAAUAGAAAUAGGGUUGAUUUAUUGGGAAACAGCAGCAAACCAAAACAAAUGAACCAUGGCCAUAGCUUUGCUGAUCAGGGUGCCUUUAGGUCACAGAUCUGCAGAAGCGGGGAGCAGGUCUAUUCCUGAAACAGGAAUUGGGGCUCCUUCUGGGAGGUGUGCGUGCAUUUGUAUUUACAUUUAAUCAUUUGGCUCGCUCAAGCUUGGCAGGAGAAAUCCCUCCUGUCCAUGCUAAACACUGUGGUGUAUUAUUUUAUAAAUGAUGCAGAAAUCAGGCAAUAAGUGUAGUUUACUCAUACGUCUAGUUUGAUUUCCUCUUACCCCUGUGAGCUUGUGUGUGUUUGCCCAUUUGCCUCAGUGCAGUGUGGAGGCAGUGCCUUGGUGCAGUGUGGAGGCAGUAGAGGCAGUGCCUCGGUGCAGUGUGGAGGCAGUGGAGGCAGUGCCUCGGUG
Messenger RNA from Megalops cyprinoides (Indo-Pacific tarpon), 2430 nucleotides. It is a transcript of the gene fbxw12, whose product is annotated as F-box and WD repeat domain containing 12. The coding region runs from base 80 to 1504 and encodes 474 amino acids. The transcript has 10 exons. Lineage: Eukaryota; Metazoa; Chordata; Actinopteri; Elopiformes; Megalopidae. Gene Ontology annotation, molecular function: protein binding. The record is from RefSeq and is a predicted model, not a curated record.